UGUGCACACACCUUGGUAUCUAUCCACUAAGGCGGAGAUCUACGUAUAUAAACUCGUCGGGGCGAGACGCGAGUCAGAAGUCUCGUGCUACUCCUUGAUCUACGUAUCGGGAUUGGGAAGAGAAAGAUUCUUCGCAAUACGGGAUUAACCAGCUGAUUGGAUCGAGAAAAGAGUCGCCGCUUUGCCUUCUCUAUUCUUUUUUUAUACUUUUUAAAGCUUCGGUUCUAAUAGAAAAGCAUCAUGAAGACGACUUUCAUAUUGAUUUUGUUUGGUCUUGGGGUAUGUUUGGCCAAUCCUCUGGAGAAAAAGGAAAAGAUAAGCGUCAUCGAGCAGCAGUCUGUGACGCUAACAGAUCGAGCUAAAUACGAGGAGGAACUUCUUCGUAAACUCAACUCAAAAUGCUCCCAGAAUGAUAUCAGCAGUUGCGUGAUGUUGAAGUUGGUGACGUACAUGAACAAGUUGUUGAAGAAGGCUUCGAUCGAGCUCACGGACGAUAUCGAGAUCAGAAAGACGAGUCAGACGUCGGAAGAUGUAAUCACGUUCGAGGCCGGCAGAAGCAAGAACGAUGAGAUUCAAGUCCUUGAUCUUGUCGCGAAUAAAGUUUACACCUUCAUCAAAUCGAGAAGUAUUAAAUGGAGAAUUCUACCUGAAGAUGAUAUUGUGGUAUCCGCAUCGGAAGAUGGGACCAGUUCGUUAAACUUAGGUCUGUCUAUUGAACGCGCCGACAGAUCCGUUCAACAAGGUCGUGGAAAGAAGAACAAUAUGGGUCCAUUGAUCGCUGCGGCCGUCUUGAAGAUUGGUCUCAUCGGCGGUCUAGCGUUCAAGGCUCUUGCUCUCCUAGUCGGCAAAGCUCUCCUUUUGUCGAAGAUCGCGCUCCUAUUGGCUAGUAUCAUAGGCCUAAAGAAACUUUUCUCGCAAGGGAAACAUGUAACCUAUGAAGUGGUAGCGCAUCCACAUCACAGCUCGAGCCAUUCGUUCGAUCAUGGUCAUGGCGAUAGUUACUCCAGUGGAUGGGCGAGAAGUUUCCACGAACAAACGCUGAUUCCUGAACAGCCAGACGCUCAUGAGCUGGCUUAUGCGGCGCAUGUAAAGUGAUUGAUUCCUACCACUGAAAGCAGGAUCCAAAAAUCGUUGAGAUAGUCGUUUGAUAAGAAGAGCGAUGUCCUUGGAUCCGCGUACUAAACUUAUUUUUAAAUCACCGUCUAGAUCUAUUCCAUAGAAUAUUUAUUUCUACCCAUAAUUACUCAUUUUACUUUGCUCUUUUUUUCAUUUUUCUUAUCAUCAACAUCGUGAUUCUCCUUAUAACUUUCUUUCUCUCUUUCUUUAAUAUCUGUUAUUAUACUUAAAUUUCCGAAUGACUACACGACACAUGAAUACGUCAAUGACAUACAGUGACGCACGUGUUUAUGACAAUGGUGACAUCAGGAUGUCACAUUACGAUUUACGGAUACGUGGGCAGGAAACUCUUGGAUGCGUAUGUAUGGAGGAUACGCAUCACGAGAAUCUUACCUACCUACUUUCGCGUUUGUAUUUGUGAAUAUAAUUGCAGAUACUACGAGACUCUCGUCAUUAGGACAUAAAAUUAUGCACGAACGUUAUAUUCUUCUCGCUUCUCACAUUAUAGUAUUUAGAUCUGUGAUAUCUUGAGAGCUUAGAAUUAUGUUCAUGAUGUGCAUUAAACGUUAAAUGUAAUUAUUCUACUUUCAGUUUGUAUUCUCGUCGUAUAUUUAGCGCUAGAUAUAGUCAUUUUAUAUUAAAUAGAAACUUUAUUCUAGAUAGAUCAUUUAAUCUUAGAGGCUGUACUGUGUGACUAUAUUCUUGACGUUAAAUGUACGGUUAAAUGAACAUAAGAGAAUAUUGUUUUCACCUUCUAUUAUUUUUAGUUUUUAUUUCAUAUUUAUAUUUAUAAGA
This is a messenger RNA of Trachymyrmex cornetzi, 1911 nucleotides long. RefSeq lists its product as uncharacterized. Gene Ontology annotation, cellular component: membrane. The record is from RefSeq and is a predicted model, not a curated record. The transcript has 3 exons. NCBI's taxonomy places the organism in Eukaryota, Metazoa, Arthropoda, Insecta, Hymenoptera, Formicidae. Bases 241 to 1095 code for a protein of 284 amino acids.